GUCUCUUGGUCGUCUGCUACUGCGUCUGGUGUUUGAAUAAGUCUUUGGUGUCUUUGUCCACACGUCAAGGAGUAUCGUGCUGCACUUGAAGGAAACUGCAAUAGUUCAUGACAAUGGAAAAGUUUAAAAUACACGACAUAUGGGUUCAUUUCCCUUUCGUACCGUAUCCCUCUCAGGAGGCAUUCAUGGCAAAACUGUUGGAAAGUUUGAAUGGUGGAAAAAAUGGUUUGUUGGAGUCACCAACUGGAACAGGUAAAACAUUAUGUUUGUUGUGCGCCUCUAUGGCUUGGCUCGACUUAGAGAAGCGGUAUAAGGAGAUACCUGAUCUGAGAUUAAUGAACGAGAGUGGCCCUUCAGCAGAAAAUGAAACAACUGGUGAUGAAAUGCCUGUGUCAGGUCAGUCAGAUUUCAAACCUCCGAAAAGCCAUAAAAUAUAUUUUUGCUCCCGUACCCACUCGCAAAUUAUGCAGGCCAUUCAGGAGUUCAAAAACACUGGGUACCAGCAUCUCCGGACUACAGUCUUGGCAUCUAGAAACCACCUUUGCAUCCACCCAUCCGCCAAAAAGGCGGGGGGUAAUUUGGACAACAAGUGCAGAUCACUUCGAAAAAAGACAAAAUGCGAUGCCCCCGAUCCAUUAGUCAUUCCUGACAUAGAAGAUGUGCCUAAAAAGUGCCAAAAAUGCAACUGUGACCACACUUGCCCUUUCUACACAAAUUUUCAAGAAAUGAAGAAAGCUAAAGGUGAUGAGCUCGACUUUCCUUUUACCUUUUCAGGAGCUUUUGACCAAAAAACUCUGAUAGAGAAGUGUAAGAAGUACAGUGUUUGCCCAUUUUAUAUGUCACGACACCUCAAAGAAACAGCUGAUGUCAUUUUUUUGCCUUAUUCCUACAUUUUUAAUCCACAUAUCUUGAAGGGCCUGAAUCUUGAUAUAAUGAAUGCAAUCAUUAUAAUUGAUGAAGGCCACAACCUUGAAAAAGUGUGUGAAGAAAAUGCAUCAUUUUCCAUUCAAUUCUCAGAUGUUGAUAAUUGCUCGAAAGAGUUGAAAAACGCCUUAGAGUACACUGGUGAUGAGAAGUUUCCUGCUUCUGUGAGAGAAAGGGACCUGCAUGAACUUCAAGAAAUUUUGGUGAAACUUCGAAAAAAUUUAGAGCUUUUGGAAGCUGACAAGGCAAGAAAUGGCCAAUUUUGUAUCUCCAUUUUUUCUGAUUCUGGCUUCACUAAGAAAGAGUGGCGAAGACAACUUCAUAAUCUGAAGGAAGUUGCACAGUUUUUUGGGGAGAAAGAACUCAAAACUGAGGGCAUGAGAAAAAUAACUAAUGUGGUUACCACGGUUUUUUACUUGGAUAGUGAUGAUGGUGAUGGAUCUCAAGAAUCAACUUUGGAAAAAAGCUUUGUGCUUUACAAAGAAAAGCUAACUCCUGAGACCAUACUUACUGGUGUGGAACCAAAAAUAUUUUUGUGGUGCUUUGACGCUGGAGUUAUUAUGAAGUCCCUGCAGAGGAAAGGGGUGCAUUCGUUCAUUGUCACAAGUGGCACACUUUCUCCUCUGGAGCCAUUAAAAAGUAGCUUAGGUAUCACCUUUGAGGUUGAACUCAUAAAUGAACACGUUAUAGAUACAUCCCAGGUUCUUGCUUUGUCUAUUGGUAGAGUGGAAAAGGCUAGUCUUGAUGCAAGAUUCAAUUACAGAGAAAGAAACAAGGACAUUUUGUAUCCAGCUUUUGGACAAUUAGUUUUAAAGGUGGCUGAAGUUUCACCAAAGGGCCUCCUCAUUUUCUUUCCCUCUGGAAAAGUUAAAAAAGACUGUCUAGAUAACUGGAACAACACUCCUUUCCAAGAUUCCAGUUUGUAUGAUGCAAUUGAAAAGCAAAAGGUGAUUUAUGAAGAACCCAAAAACUCAUCAGAUUUACCUGGACUUCAAAAAGUAUUCUUCAAAAAAAUUGCUGAGCCCAACAGCAAAGGAGCAUGCCUAGUUGGUGUAUUGAGUGGCAAGGUGAGUGAAGGAAUAGAUUUUAAAGAUGACCUGGGAAGGGCUGUUAUAAUGUUCGGCAUUCCAUUUCCACCCUUUAUGGAUCCAUGGGUAAAGCAUAAAAGAAAACAUAUUUGUGAACAUCGUGGUGAAGAAGCUGAUGAAGAUUGGUACCUAUCACAAGGAAUUAGACCAGUAAAUCAGGCCUUGGGGAGAAUCAUCAGACACCAAGGGGAUUAUGGAGUUGUGGUUCUUGCAGACACUCGAUACAUCAUUGACCAAAGAAUUAUCAAAGAACUUCCUGGAUGGCUUAAAAAAGCUAGAGAGGUUGUGGCAUUUCCCCAGGUCAGCUAUCGCUUAAAGAAUUUCUUUUCCACCAUCCCUUCAAAGAUGAAGAACAUUAAAAAGAGAACUGAAAUUCAACAAGAAAAAAUACGGGAAAGACACCAAAAAGAAAUGGAGAUAGAAGAACAUCCUGCUUAUGACUACCAUGACCUUUCCAAUUUAAAGAUGGUUGAGACUAAAAGAAAACAAAUUCUAUCUAAAGAAAUAUUAGACCUGGAGAAAAAAAUACAGAGUGCAUCAGCUUUAACUCAAUCGUUACUUGUAGAAAUUGCUGAGACAAAAGUUAAAAUUGGUAUAAGGGAAGUAUGCACUACUGCUGCGGACAAUUGCACAGAUUACGACUCCGAUUGUGAAAGCACAGGCGAUGGGGAGUGGGAUGAAGCAAUAGGACCCAAAUGUAAAAUGGUUAACUGAGCAACGAUGUAACCAAAAGAAUAUUUGCAAAUUUCAAUAUCUAACAUUCUUUUGCUUGCAUUUCAAGAUUUUGUUAUUACUGUAUGCUUUUUUGUUAGUGAUUAUUUCAGUGAUCAAAUUAAUUAUCAAACAUUGUUUGUUUUUUAAUUAAUCAUCCUUAUCAAUGAGUGUAAAAUUAACAACUGCCCUGCUUGAGUUCAAUGUGGUUCCAUUCCAAAGAUCAAAUUAUAUAUAUAUCAUUUUCUGCUUCAUGUGAGA
This is a messenger RNA of Frankliniella occidentalis (western flower thrips), 2984 nucleotides long. Its product is annotated as regulator of telomere elongation helicase 1 homolog. NCBI's taxonomy places the organism in Eukaryota, Metazoa, Arthropoda, Insecta, Thysanoptera, Thripidae. Gene Ontology annotation, molecular function: DNA binding; hydrolase activity, acting on acid anhydrides, in phosphorus-containing anhydrides; DNA polymerase binding. Gene Ontology annotation, biological process: negative regulation of DNA recombination; telomeric loop disassembly; negative regulation of t-circle formation. Bases 108 to 2726 code for a protein of 872 amino acids. The transcript is spliced from 12 exons. Gene Ontology annotation, cellular component: nucleus. The record is from RefSeq and is a predicted model, not a curated record.